AUGACCCCAACCCAUUUUGCCUUUUCCUCAAUAUUCUUUUUAGGUUUGGCAGGCCUAGCAUUCCAUCGAACCCACCUCCUUUCUGCUCUGUUAUGCCUAGAAGGUAUAAUACUCUCCCUCUUUAUUGCACUAUCAUUAUGGGUUCUCCAACUGGACUCAACAAGCUUCUCACCUUCCCCUAUAAUCCUACUAGCCUUCUCAGCUUGUGAAGCAAGCGCCGGUUUAGCCCUUCUAGUAGCUACUGCCCGAACACACGGCACUGACCACUUAAAAAACCUUAACUUACUACAAUGCUAA
Cololabis saira (Pacific saury) is the source of this 297-nucleotide messenger RNA. The record is from the annotation of a RefSeq genome assembly. Lineage: Eukaryota; Metazoa; Chordata; Actinopteri; Beloniformes; Belonidae.